CGAUCACUUGUUAGAAUCUGAUUCCAAUAUCGUCACAUAUACAUGCAUACAUAGCAAAAGAACCAACAUUAUUUCACUAAAGGGCGGGCCAACGAGAGAGACAGAGAGAGAGAGAGAGAGCAUUGAUUGAUUCUGUCUGGCUGUCUGCCUGCGACUGCGAGAAUGGUGAGGAAGAAGACGGAGCCGCAAUCAGAGGCAGAGGUAGAAGCAAACAAAUUAGGCAUGGUGGCAAUGACGAAGAAGAAGUACAAGGGGGUGAGAAUGAGGAGCUGGGGGUCAUGGGUAUCUGAGAUUAGGGCACCCAGCCAGAAAACUAGAAUAUGGCUGGGCUCUUAUUCCACCCCAGAGGCAGCCGCCAGAGCCUACGACGCUGCUCUUCUCUGUCUCAGGGGCGCCUCCGCCUCCCUCAACUUCCCCAUCGCCCAAAACACCACUACACCUGCGGCCACCCUCUUAUCCCCCAAAUCCAUCCAGAGAUUUGCAGCUUCCGCCGCCGCCGCCUCCCCACCUCCAGCGCCCCCUCCCACCUCCACCUCCUCAUCGCCGGCAAUAAUGUCCAUGACUAAUCAUAUUCAGGAUCAGGAGGAGGAUGAUAUCCCAUCCUUGCUGCUGCAGCUGGAUACCUCCAAGCAGACGCAGUGUUGUUGUGAUGAAGCUGCUGAGGAGGAGGAGGAGGAGGAGCCGGAGCCCAGCUCGUCUUCCAUCGCACAAUGCUACUACAACCUUGAAGAGUCACCAAAGUACGCCGAUAUGCUCAUGAAUGGGUAUGGGGGGGCGCCACUGCAGUUUGAUGACACUCAACCCCCAUUCAUGGUGGAUGAUGAUGAUGAUGUCUAUGAAGGAGAAGCUGAUAUCAGGCUUUGGAGCUUUUGCUGAUCAUCAUCAUCAUUAUAAUUAUUGAGUUAUAAAACCCAGCCCCGCCCAUUGAUCUCCUAUAUCUAUUUAUUAAUUAAUUUAUUUAUAUCAGUAUUCAUUAGUAUAUACAUAUAUAUAUAAUAAUUGAUCAUUGAUGUAAUUCUUCAACGCGUAAAUUGCUUGAAGACAAUACUACUGACAGUAGUGACCAAAUAAUUAAUGUCUCUGGAGAAGUCCAAUUCGCAUGUGCAGGGAUUAAUUUUAUCAACUCCCUCAUGUGAGCUGCUUCUAUCAAGCCCAGCUACAGAUAUAAUUCAA
Messenger RNA from Diospyros lotus (date-plum), 1173 nucleotides. Its product is annotated as ethylene-responsive transcription factor ERF014-like. NCBI's taxonomy places the organism in Eukaryota, Viridiplantae, Streptophyta, Magnoliopsida, Ericales, Ebenaceae. Gene Ontology annotation, molecular function: DNA-binding transcription factor activity; DNA binding. Gene Ontology annotation, biological process: regulation of DNA-templated transcription. Bases 163 to 876 code for a protein of 237 amino acids. The record is from RefSeq and is a predicted model, not a curated record. The transcript has a single exon.